Messenger RNA from Babesia bigemina, 1311 nucleotides. RefSeq lists its product as hypothetical. The record is from RefSeq and is a predicted model, not a curated record. NCBI's taxonomy places the organism in Eukaryota, Apicomplexa, Aconoidasida, Piroplasmida, Babesiidae. Bases 1 to 1311 code for a protein of 436 amino acids. The transcript is spliced from 3 exons.
AUGCGGGUACCGAACGCGUCGCCCUGCGGCAUUGUUACGAACUUUGAAACGCGAUGCAGCGAUCACUUCCACCCUAGCGUACUUGCCUACGUGCUGAGAAACAGAGCGGCGCAUGUCGCGAGGAACUCCCGCGGAGCCCUGCCGCAGCGGCUGCGCGACGAGCUCUGGCAGAUUGGAGCCUCGGCCGUCAGCGCCAGCAGCCACCUGGAGCCGCAAACAGCAGCGACGCUGCUGCUGUCGUUGGCCAAACUAAGUGUAACGCUUCCCGACACGAUCAAGGCGCUGACUUCGGAUUUCAAGUUUCAACGAUCGCACCCAAAGGCGAUAGCGCUGACGCUCAACGCCUUCGCACGCCACCCAAGGGCGUUACAAUACGUUCCCGGGAGUUUCUGGGCUGGAGUCGCAGAAGCUGUCAAGCGUCUCGACGCGCAGUUCUCACCGCAGGAUGCGGCGGGCUGCGCCCUCUCCAUAACUGGGCUGCUGGCGGCCAACCGCUAUCGCAGUGCCGAUGCCACCGGUGCCUGCAACACCCCCAAUGGCAUCGAUUUGAUUGACCGCCAAUCAUCGCAGAAAUUGAAGGCGACACAGGCCCAGGUGUUGUCGUAUGCUGAGCGCAUGAUGCGCCAGCUUGACAUGUUUGCCUUCCAAACCAGGGAUCUAUCAUGCAUCCUGCGGGCGGUCUACGCCUCCAAGGUCGAGGCGCCGUCACUCAUCAUCGCAACACUCAGUAGGCUUAAGGAGGCCAUACCGACGUCUCUGAAUGGUAUCGACGACGCCAUAUACACGCUGGACCUGCUACCACCGCCGGACUUCGCCGCGGACACCGUCGAGAAACGGCGCGUCAAACGGGACGUUGCACGCGCCGAGAAGGCUUUCGUGGAGUGGGUGUUCGAAUACCUCGAGGAACACCUGGAUUGCCUCAAGGAUCGUGAACUAGCACGGCUGGCCGCGGCGUGCAAUAGGCUGAGGUCGUGGUCGAACGACCAAUUUGCGAUCAAAUUCGCCCAAAGAUGGCAAGAGACGCUCAGGAGCAUGGAAGUGAUGCCGGCGAAAUACCUGGCUCACGGGGUGUGCUAUUUCCUCAGGAGGUACGAGGCCUCGGUCACCAGGGAGCUCGCCAACAAAGGCACCGAGGAACAGCAGCGAAUAGCGCAGGUGUCAGACCUAUGUGCCCGUGUGGGUGAAAUGUUGUACGACCAUGCGGCGACGCAUUACUCGCCAGAAGAUCUCCGCCGAGUCGAGGAGUUGGUGCAUGUGGCCGAGCAGUGCCGCGCAAAGCGCAAAAGUAGCCAGACUAUUGCGCGCACAUAG